AUGCCGUUCGGCCAGGUGGUGGUGGGCCCCCCCGGGUCAGGCAAGUCCACGUACUGCGCGGCCUUGGCCCGGCACCUGGCAUCCAGCGGGAGGAGUGUUGCGGUGGUGAAUCUGGACCCAGCGAACGACGCCCUGGUGUACGAGGCCGCCCUGGAUGUGUCGGAGCUGGUGGGCCUGGAGGCGGUGCAGGAGGAGACGGGGCUGGGCCCUAACGGGGGCCUCAUCUGGGCGAUGGAGUAUCUGGAAACCAACAUCGACUGGCUCCUGGAUCGGCUAAGACCCCUGACUCAGGCGGGCCACUACAUCAUCCUGGACUGCCCCGGGCAGGUGGAGCUCUUCCAGCUGCACGCCGGCUUCAAGCGCAUCCUGGGCACGCUGGAGCGCCAGCUCAGCAUGCGCCUGGUGGCUGUCCAGCUCAUCGACGCCCACCUGUGCGCCGAUGCGGGCAAGUACAUGGCCGCCCUCCUGCUGGCCCUGUCCACCAUGCUGCACCUGGAGCUCCCCCAGGUCAACGCCUUCUCCAAGUAUGACCUGCUGGACCGGCACGGCGACCUGGCCAUGAGCCAGGAGUUUUACCUGGAGGCCCACGGGCUGGAGCACCUGGUGGAAAGCAUGAGCGUUGGCUUUCCCCCUGCGUUCCAGGAUCUGAGCCGGGGGCUGUGCGAGGUGGUGGAGGACUUUGGUCUCCUUAGCUUCCUCCCCUUGGAAGUGGAGAGUGCAGAGAGCAUGAAGCGCCUGGUCGCCGUGGCAGACAAAGCUAAUGGCUACUACCACAUCCCGCCCACCAUGGCCUGA
Messenger RNA from Auxenochlorella protothecoides, 795 nucleotides. Its product is annotated as GPN-loop GTPase 2. Gene Ontology annotation, cellular component: cytoplasm. The transcript has 3 exons. Bases 1 to 795 code for a protein of 264 amino acids. NCBI's taxonomy places the organism in Eukaryota, Viridiplantae, Chlorophyta, Trebouxiophyceae, Chlorellales, Chlorellaceae. Gene Ontology annotation, molecular function: GTPase activity. The record is from RefSeq and is a predicted model, not a curated record.